GCCACCAAGACCGCUGGCUCCCUCCUCCUCCUCCGUCCGCCACCAGAAAUGGGAGAUAAACACGUUUGGUCAAACGAUCAACUAAAAUGCUUGCUUGAAACUUGCAUUGAGGAGGUUAACAAAGUGGGUAGAAAAGGCUUGAGUUUGCACAAAGAAUCUUGGACUAGGCUAGGAAACGUUCUCAAGGAAAGGUUUGGCAUUGAUUUGGCUCAAAAACAAAUGAAAAACGCUCAUGACAAUCUUAAAGCCAAGUAUGUAGGUUGGUGUUAUUUGAGAGAAAAAACCGGUAACAUAUACAACCCGCAAACAAAUAUGUUUACAUUAACCAAUGAGGAAUGGGAGGAUUUUAAGAAGGGGCAUCCGAAAGCUGGAGGUUUGAAAACGGGUCCGUUACCUUUCCCCGAACUAUGCGCACAGCUGUUUGAUGGUAACACCGCUACUGGGAAUUCCAGGUGGACCCCAACCCAAGUGACAUCGGGUGUUGGAUCUAAUAGUAAUCGGGGUCAGUCACUGAUGCUUAUGGACUCUGUUUUUAAUGAAGUGGAAGAUGAUGCUGGCACUUCAGAGGGCCCUACCGAGCCCACUGCCGAACCCACUCCUGAGCCUACUCAUGAGCCUAACCCAGAGGGCAAUCCAAAGAAAAAAGACAAAAACCUCCAAAAAAACUAUCAACAGUGA
This is a messenger RNA of Helianthus annuus (common sunflower), 678 nucleotides long. RefSeq lists its product as uncharacterized. The record is from RefSeq and is a predicted model, not a curated record. Lineage: Eukaryota; Viridiplantae; Streptophyta; Magnoliopsida; Asterales; Asteraceae. The coding region runs from base 49 to 678 and encodes 209 amino acids. The transcript has 3 exons.